Molecule: messenger RNA, 651 nt
Organism: Acanthisitta chloris (rifleman)
Lineage: Eukaryota; Metazoa; Chordata; Aves; Passeriformes; Acanthisittidae
Gene: CSTF1
Product: cleavage stimulation factor, 3' pre-RNA, subunit 1, 50kDa
Exons: 2
Biological process (GO): mRNA 3'-end processing
Cellular component (GO): mRNA cleavage stimulating factor complex
Molecular function (GO): protein binding; RNA binding
Source: RefSeq, a predicted model, not a curated record
GAAGCAGAGAUGCUGCGCUCCAUUUCUUUCCACCCUUCAGGAGAUUUCAUCCUGGUGGGCACUCAGCACCCUACACUACGUCUGUAUGAUAUCAACACCUUCCAGUGCUUCGUGUCCUGCAACCCCCAGGACCAGCACACUGAUGCCAUCUGCUCUGUCAACUACAAUGCCAGUGCCAACAUGUAUGUGACAGGCAGCAAGGAUGGCUGCAUCAAACUCUGGGAUGGGGUUUCCAACCGCUGCAUCACCACCUUUGAGAAGGCACACGAUGGAGCUGAAGUGUGUUCUGCUAUUUUCUCCAAGAAUUCUAAAUAUAUCUUGUCCAGUGGCAAAGACUCUGUAGCAAAGCUCUGGGAGAUCUCCACGGGGAGAACGCUGGUCAAGUACACAGGUGCUGGUUUGAGUGGCCGCCAAGUGCACAGGACACAAGCUGUCUUCAACCACACAGAGGAUUAUGUGCUGCUCCCAGAUGAAAGGACCAUAAGCCUGUGCUGUUGGGAUUCCAGAACUGCUGAACGGAGAAACCUCCUGUCCCUGGGGCACAACAGCAUCGUGCGCUGCAUCGUGCACUCCCCCACCAACCCAGGCUUCAUGACCUGCAGCGACGACUACAGGGCCAGGUUUUGGUACAGGAGGUCCACGACAGACUAA